Molecule: messenger RNA, 1112 nt
Organism: Elgaria multicarinata webbii
Lineage: Eukaryota; Metazoa; Chordata; Lepidosauria; Squamata; Anguidae
Gene: TNNT1
Product: troponin T1, slow skeletal type
Exons: 14
Coding region: 117-896 (259 amino acids)
Biological process (GO): regulation of muscle contraction; slow-twitch skeletal muscle fiber contraction; sarcomere organization
Cellular component (GO): troponin complex
Molecular function (GO): tropomyosin binding; troponin T binding
Source: RefSeq, a predicted model, not a curated record
AUUAUAAGGCUUCACAGCCUCCCAGCCUUCCCUUGCUCCUGGAGUACCAGCGCCUGCUCAGGGAAAGAGGGAUCUCCAAACUUUUCAUCUCCAGGUGAAAUACAGCAACUGCCACCAUGUCUGAUGAGGAAGUCGAGUACGAGGAGGAGCAGCAGGAAGAAGAGGAACAACCUGAAGAAGAAGUGGCUGAAGAACCUGAGUCAGCUCCUGAGCCAGAGGAAGAACGCCCCAGACCAAGGCCAGUGGUUCCACAGUUGGCUCCUCCAAAGAUCCCUGAGGGGGAGAGAGUGGAUUUCGAUGACAUCCACCGCAAACGUAUGGAGAAAGACCUCCUGGAGUUGCAGACCCUCAUUGACGUACACUUUGAGCAGAGAAAGAAAGAAGAGGAAGAGCUCGUUGGUCUCAUGUCAAGGAUUGAACACCGGCGCGCCGAACGUGCAGAACAGCAGCGGGUGCGCACGGAGAAAGAACGGGAGCGGCAGACCAAGCUCGCUGAAGAGAAGAUGAGGAAGGAGGAGGAGGAAGCCAAGAAGAGAGCUGAAGAUGAUGCCAAGAAGAAGAAAGUGCUGUCCAAUAUGGGAGCUCAUUUUGGUGGAUACCUGGUAAAGGCAGAGCAAAAACGUGGCAAGAGGCAGACGGGCCGUGAGACGAAGAUACGGGUCUUAUCAGAGAGGAGGAAAUCACUGAACAUAGACAACUUAAGUGAGCAGCAGCUGAGGGACAAGGCCAAGGAACUACACGACUGGAUCCAGCAGCUAGAGUCAGAGAAGUUUGACCUGAUGGAGAAGCUCAAAGGUCAGAAGUAUGAGAUCAAUGUUCUCUACAACCGUAUCAGCCAUGCCCAGAAAUUCAAAAAAGGUGCUGGAAAAGCCAGACUUGGUGGCCGCUGGAAGUAGAAGUGAAGAAGUUCACGUACACACCCAGAACUGGAAGCCUCACUGUCAGCGAAAGCGACUGUUGAUCAACAUCCCAUUGCUUUCCAUGCCUUUCCUUGUGUUGAAAGUUGACCCCCUGCCCUGUGUCCGUUCUUCUCCACGCCUUGUCAUGUGUGCCUGUAACAUAUUUCGUGUCACAAGCCACACGCAAUAAAACAGCCUCUCCCCGCUACAGAA